AUGGAAACAGGCAUCAGUUUACUACGUGCUAUUAGAUGGACAAUUGAAUUACAAUGUGAUAUUGUUAAUUAUAGUUUUGGGGAACAAGUGAUUUGGCCAAAUGUUGGACGGAUUUCAAAAUACUUGAACAGAAUGAUCCAUAAACACGGUAUUAUUAUGGUGGCAAGCGGUGGGAAUAAUGGGCCAAGUCUAGGUACACUCAGUUGUCCAGGUGGUACAGUUCAAGGUGUAAUAGGUGUUGCUCCAUUGGUAUUUCCUGAUAUGAUGCGUAAUUUAUACAGUCAACCGGAUGAUCCAUUCGCACUACAAUAUCAAUCCACUUGUGAAGAUUCUUCUUCUUACAAUGAUUCGUUACAAGCAACUUGUCAACAGGAUGAAAUGAAUACAGUUUCUCAAAAUUCACAAACUGCUCAACCAACUGCUUAUAAUUGGGGUAGUCGUGGUCCAGCAUUUGAUGGAGCUUUGGGAUUGUGUGUUGCUGCUCCAGGCGGUGCUAACACCUCUAUUGCUAGUUGGCAGUUAAAACCAUGCGGUCUGUUAAGUGGAAGUUCAAUGAGUGCACCAAUGGUCACUGGUGGGAUAAGUCUUCUCCUGUCUGGCUUACGUCAUCGUAUAAGUGUAUCGAUGAUGGUUUAUUGA
This is a messenger RNA of Trichobilharzia regenti, 639 nucleotides long. NCBI's taxonomy places the organism in Eukaryota, Metazoa, Platyhelminthes, Trematoda, Strigeidida, Schistosomatidae. The record is from the annotation of a GenBank genome assembly.